AUUAGAGACUAUUCUAGACCUACUUAGUGUCUCUAAGUUGUUUUUAUAAAUCUUUUGUUUGACUUUUGUCUGUAACUAUAUAAUCGCAAAAGUUUUUUUGGUUUCAACAGGUUUGCAAUUUUCAGGAUAAUUAAAUCAUCAUGAUUGACAUUGUUGGAAACAACUUGGGUGAAAAGCACCGAUACUUAAACGCACAAGUCCUCGCAGCAAAAUUGAAUAAUACAGACUUUGAUGAUGCAGUGGCCAAGGAGGAAACUUGUGACACUGAUAAAUUAUUUAAAAUUGAUUUAGCUUCGGAACAUAAGAACAUCAAUUAUAUAGUUAAUAUACUUAAAUGUGGCGAUAGUCUCUAUAUAACGAGAGGACUUAAAAGCGUUUGGAUAUUCGAUGAUAAAUAUUCAAAUAUUGUCAACCCAGACAAUUUACAGCAAAACAUUUUCCCGUUUAUGUCGUUGAAAAUGAAAAAGAAAUUUUUAACAACUACAGCAAUAAAUUUGCAAUGUAAAAAUCGAGCGGCUGCCUUCUAUACUUAUUGUAUAAAUAUAAAACUAACAAACAUAGCGGCCAAGUUUCUCAUUUUAACGAGCGAUGAUUUUAAAUUGGGUGUCAUUCAAAAGGAGGAACCUUUCCAUUCAAUAACUAAUCGUAGCGGCGAUGAUAAAUAUAUAAAACAUUUCAUUGGAAAUUCGUUUGAGUUGGCGCGAGCCUACUUGGAAAGUAUUAAAGAUUUUUUAAGAGACCCCGUUAUAUAUACACUUCGAUAUUUAUAUUCAAUAUCACAAAGUGAAUAUUUGGACUUGUUAGAAAAAUAUGAUUCAGGACGCAGUAGAACGUGUCGUUUUGGUUUAAGAAUCAGUAAAUCUAUAAUGCAAAAGCACAAAGAUAGAGUAUCAAAUAAUAUAAAAAUAUAUAUUAAUGUCGUAAACAAAAACAUUUUAACCAAAUAUAUCAAUGAAAACGAUUGCCGAUUGUAUCUCAAGUUUUUAUUACCAGAUUCAACGGAGAAAUUUUGGAAAAUGAACUAUUGCAAAUGUUAUAAAUUUAUAAUAGAUUUUCUUCCGAAUGAAGAACGUUUUGAAACUGUUAAAGUAUUAUUUAAAGAAAAAUAUAAUGAGGAAUUUGAGACGAAAGUAGAUUUCUAUCAAUUACACUAUUACAAACUCAUGACUCCAGCGGAGCAGAACGCUUGGGCAUUAUAUCAAAUAAGUAAUAACAGAGAGAUCUUAGGCAAUGAUAAUGAAUAUUUAUGGUAUAGAUUUAUAGACUUCAAAAACGCUUUCAUUGAGAUAAAAAAAUAUGUGAUGAUUACGACAGAUACUAGUAGUAGAUUAGAUAUACUAAAAGUAUUAAUAGAAUCCGCAAAAAACCAAGAUGACUUAAAGAAAUUGUUCACCUAUUUCUAUGACAGGCAUGUGAAUGAAUUGAAUAGAAUUAAAGAAUCAUUCUUAACAGAAGUUAUAGUAAAGCAUAAUAUAUUUGAGUUUGACGACGAGUGCUGGACUGCAUUCGAUAAAGUAUUAUAUAGUAUGAAUAUAUAUAAUAUAACAACAGUGGCUAAUUGUAGAUCUUUACUCUUUUUAGCAACUUUAAUGUAUCAUAUUUUAAAAAAGAAAGAACUGCAUGAUGCUAUAAAAAAAUACUUAAAUGAUAUGCGGUGGUAUAGGGUAUGGAGAGAUAUGGAAAUAUUGUAUACAAAACUAAAUUUUAGCCAACAAGAAACAAUAUAUGAAUACUUGUUACAGUGGUAUACAAAAAAAGUUCAAUCUAUGGAGGAACAAGCAGACGAUGAAAAAGUUCGUAGUUCUAUACGACAUUACAUUGAGAUAAUUCUUAAUAUGUUAAUACACCACAAAAAGACAAAAGAACAAUGCCCUGAUGUUGUCAGCAAGUUUGUGUAUCUAGACUGGGACUAUUAUAAGAGCAAUCCAAUCUUUUAUGAAAAGAGAGAAAAUUUCACCGAUGACAAUGCAUUGGUACGUCAAUUGAAAAAAGACGCAAGAGUAGUUGGCGAGAGACUGGACGAAAUCAAAAAUGAAAUAUUGAAAAGUAAACGUGACUACAGGAUAAAUCAGUUCUUGAGGAAAGUGAAAAUAUAUUUCUCACAUGAUUUAGCUAAGGAUUAUCUUCUUCUUCUUUUAGAUAUAUUAAAGUCGACAGAUACUUUAAAUAUGUUUACUGUACGUGAUACUUUAUAUGGUAUAAUGCAGUUAGCGGAUCAACAAACCUUGAACGAUUUACUGUUGAAGUAUGCUCCAACAGAGCCCAAGAUAGAUCACGACAAAGUUAAUUCACAUCUUUUGAAUAUUCAAAUCGGAAUUUGUCGAUUUGCCUGUUUUGCAUGUCCCCCCGUUUCCCUCUCAAAUAUUCGUAUGUACAUAAAGGGUGACUAUGUUCAGUUUUGCUUGCCCAUGUUCAAUUAUUAUGCAAACAACCUUCCGCUACCACUUUGCUUGAAAUUUAUUGAGUCGCUACUAGAUGGUCCAGUAUCAGUCCAUAAACACGGCUUACGAUUAGCAUUUUCAUGCUUCAAUGAAGAACAAUUGAAAAGCUUAAUUAUAGGCGUUUGGAAAAGAAGAAAAAAUGUUUCUGUAAGAUUAGUUGCAUACAAUGCUCUGUUUAACCACAUAAUUAAUGGUGUUGAAAGCGAACAAAUGGUUCUAUUCCCUGUAUUAAAAUCAUGUACUUUAGAUCUUAAAGAAGACGACCAAAAUGAUAUAUAUCGUCUGAUUAAUUCUAAUAGACUUCCGGAUGUUUUUUUGAGUGAAUACAUAGAAUGUGCUUGGCAAGCAGUCGAUAAAUUAUCAUUUGACAAAACAACAAACUUAGAUCGUAAAGAAAAUGUUGUUAGAAAUAUGAUUAACAGUAUUAAUUUACUAAAAAUAGAUUUCGUCAAAUCUAUUAUUGAGAAACAUAUAAAUGAUAUGUUGUGCGAGGGUGGAAUUAGAACAAAGUAUAAGGAAAAUGUAAGUAGCCUGCAUAUGGAAAUUUGGAAACUUACAGCAAGUUAUAUCAUUUAUUUUGCUGACCAACAAUUGCAAAAAAAUUCGGAUAUGGCUAGUUUAAUAAUAAAAAAAUGCAUAGAAUCGUGGCAUUUUGUACAAGACGAAACCUACACUAUACGACAGUUUUGUUCACAAUUCAUUGGCUUUCUUAUUGAAAGACGACACGAUAAUAAAAGCUACGAAUGUGUAGUUCCAAUUUUUGAAGUGAUCAUAAAACAUUUACAGGAUUCUCUAUCAGUAUUUGAAAUAUAUCUGAUGGUAUGGGACCUACAACUGAGUAUAGCUGAAAUAACAAUCGUACAUGCUGGUAAAAACGAAUAUAACACAAAAGAAACUGCUGAGGAUAAGGCAUUUGUAAUGAAACAAACUAUAUUAAAUUUUGCUUAUAACGUUGAAAAUCAAAUUAAAGAUAGAGUUCUCAAUCGAAUGUACUUUUCUUGUUUUAAUAAUGAGAUUAAAGACAAAGUUAUUUCAACACUCGGAACAAUAAAAAUUUGCCUUGAUUACAAUGACGAAUCUGAGAUAGAGGUUACAGAUUUGCGUGUCAUUUUUGCUAUGGGCUUAUUGCAGAACGAUAUGUUUGAGACGUAUUUACUUGCUGCAUAUAUAUUACCGAAUACCAGCGUACGUCACUGGAGUGAUGAUUACGAACAUGUAAUAAAUAAAAUUAGAGCUUUCGAUAGUUUAGAAAUCAAGAGUUAUUUAUAUAAGAAGCUUAUCAAUUCUGAUUUCAAAAGAAGAAGAUUUAUUUAAGUAUAAUUAUAUUAACAGAUGAUUAUAUUCUGAUAUUGACUUAAAAGUAAAUGCCUAUAUUUAUAAAAUAUUUAAAAAACUGCUGUGAAAAAGGAAUAUUUUUCUAUUAUAAUAAACGUUUACGGAAAUUCUACGAUAUACCUAAUAUUUCAUUUCAUUACAAUUUUAUAUACUGUUUCGUUGUUUCUAAGUUUGAAAGUAAGUACAUUUCUGUAAUAAUCUAUAUGUAUAAUUUUUGUUAACAACAAGUAAAAAGUUUUGAGUUCACGAGUGUUAGUUCUACCUGAAUUUUAUUCUUAAG
Galleria mellonella (greater wax moth) is the source of this 4056-nucleotide messenger RNA. RefSeq lists its product as uncharacterized. The record is from RefSeq and is a predicted model, not a curated record. The transcript is spliced from 2 exons. NCBI's taxonomy places the organism in Eukaryota, Metazoa, Arthropoda, Insecta, Lepidoptera, Pyralidae. The coding region runs from base 141 to 3755 and encodes 1204 amino acids.